CCCCUCAUCAGGAAAUGUGAGCGGAGCUCAUGGAAACUGAUAGGGAGGUACAAAGUGUUAACUGUAGUAGUGGAUGUGACAGCCGGCACAGGAGGACUUAGCUGCUAAGUGAGCACUGGAUAUACAUUCCCGAACGGAUUCAAGCAAUGGGCUACCCUCCCUGGGCAUCUACUGCUGCUCUUCUGUCUCUGGUGUUCCUGGGUUUCCUGACUGUGAGUUCGAGAAGUACUCGCUCUGAAGAGGACAGAGACACAAUGUGGGAUGCUUGGGGCCCGUGGAGUGAUUGUUCACGCACUUGUGGAGGGGGAGCUUCCUACUCCUUGCGACGAUGCUUAAAUGGCAGGAACUGUGAAGGGCGGAAUAUCCGGUACCAGACAUGCAGUAAUGUGGAUUGUCCACCAGAAGUAGGUGAUUUUCGGGCCCAGCAGUGCUCUGCACACAAUGAUGUCAGGUUCCAUGGAAUGCUUUACGAAUGGCUUCCAGUUUACAAUGAUCCAGAAAAUCCUUGCUCACUCAAGUGCCAGGCUACUGGGACAUCUCUUGUUGUUGAGCUAGCACCAAAAGUACUGGAUGGAACACGAUGCUACACGGAGUCACUGGACAUGUGCAUCAGUGGAGCAUGCCAAAUCGUUGGCUGUGACCACGAAUUAGGAAGCACUGCUAAAGAGGACAACUGUGGACUUUGCAAUGGAGAUGGCUCUACAUGCAGGCUCGUUAGAGGACAAUACAAGCCUCAGCCUGGAUCUCACAAAAUGGAGGACAUUGUGAUUGCCAUCCCAUAUGGAAGCAGGCAUGUUCGCCUUGUGCUGAAAGGGCCUGGUCAUUUAUAUUUGGAAACAAAGACUCUCCAAGGUAUAAGGGGUGAGAACAGCCUCAACAGUACGGGUUCAAGCAAUCUUGCAAACACAACUAUUGAUUUCCAGACGUUUUCAGACAAGGAAAUUCUUCGAAUGAGCGGGCCUCUUGGUGCUGAUUUCACAGUCAAGAUCCAUCAUGUUGGUGCAACAGACAGUGUGGUACAGUUCAUCUUCUAUCAGCCCAUUAGCCACAGAUGGAGGGAAACGGAUUAUUUUCCAUGCUCUGUCACCUGUGGAGGAGGAUAUCAGUUGACAUCAUCUGAGUGUUAUGACCUUCGUAGUGGGCGAGUGGUACCAGACCAGUACUGUAACUAUUAUCCUGAAAAUGUCAAGCCUAAGCCUAAACUACAGGAGUGCAACAUGGACCCCUGUCCAGCCAGUGAUGGCUACAAGCAGAUCAUGCCUUAUGAUAUCUACCACCCAUUGCCUAGAUGGGAGAGUACUCCAUGGACAUCAUGCUCCUCUUCAUGCGGGGGUGGAAUUCAGACUCGCACGGUAUCCUGUGUUGAGGAGGACAUCCAAGGGACCAUAAUCCCCGUAGAAGAGUGGAAGUGCAUGUACACCUUAAAGAUGGCCACUGUACAGCCAUGCAAUAUCUUUGAUUGUCCCAAGUGGUUUGCACAAGAGUGGUCACUGUGCACAGUGACAUGUGGACAGGGCCUUUGGUACAGGGUUGUUCUAUGUAUGGAUCACAGAGGGCAACAUGCAGGAGGGUGCAACCCCAAGACAAAGCCCCAUGUGAAGGAAGAAUGUACCACUUCAAUUCCUUGUUAUAAAUCUAGAGAGAAGAUUCCAGUAGAAGCAAAGAUACCAUGGUAUAAGCAGGCCCAAGAGCUUGAAGAAGUUGAAAUUUUGUCAGGAGAACCAACAUUUAUCCCAUCGCAGUGGUCACCAUGUAGCACUACUUGUGGUGUUGGUGCUCAGGUUCGUACAGUGAAAUGCCAGGUUUUCCUAUCGUUCUCUCAGAAUGUGGCUGAUUUACCUGAUGAUGAAUGCCAGGACCCCAAACCUCUCACACAACGAGCCUGUUACACUGGACCCUGCAGUGGGGAGUCACAGGAGUAUAACCCUGCAGAGGAUGAUGUUCUCUACGGUGGCUUGCAUGAUAUUGAUGAGCUAUAUGACUGGGAAUAUGAAGGAUUUACUGAGUGCUCUGAAUCUUGUGGGGGAGGUAUCCAGGAAGCAGUGGCAGUCUGCCUGAAUAAACAGACCCAGGAGACAGUGGAUGAAAGCUUGUGCAUGAGUAGUCGACGCCCUCCACAACUUCUGAAAGCCUGCCGACUGGAGCCUUGCCCCCCAAGGUGGGAGCAUGGGAAUUGGAGUGCAUGUUCUGCUACCUGUGGUGUAGGACUACAAACCCGGGAUGUCUUUUGUUUUCAUCUGCUUUCGAGAGAAACUAAUGAGACUGUGAUACUUGGAGAUAAAAACUGCCAUAGGCCAAAGCCAGUUGUGGUACAAGCCUGCAAUCGUUUUGACUGCCCCCCUGCCUGGUACCCAAUGGAAUGGCAAGAGUGCUCCCAGACAUGUGGCAAAGGCAUGCAAAGUCGUGAGGUGUUAUGUAAACAACGGAUGUCAGAUGGUAGUUUUCUGGAACUACCAGAGACUUUCUGCCCAGCUUCCCGGCCAGUAAUACAACAAGUUUGUGGGCACAAGGACUGUCCUGCUGAGUGGACCCCUUCCAACUGGUCACAGUGUUCUGUAAGCUGUGGAGAAGGGACCCAAAGCCGUAUUGUCAUUUGUAAGAAAAUGCUGCAAGAUGGCAUAUACAUCACAGUCAACUCCUCCCAGUGCUCCAGUGUACCUGACCCCCAGUUGGUCAAACCCUGCUCUUUGCCAUCAUGUCCAAAAUCAAGUAGACCCAGUCAGAAACAAGACCCACAUAUUUUGGCCGUGAAGAAGAUUUACAUUCAGUCACGAAAAGAAAAAAAGUUGCAAUUUGUAGUGGGUGGUCAUGCUUACCUGUUGCCUAAAACAUCAGUUGUCCUUAGGUGCCCUGUAAGAAGAUUCCGGAAAUCAUUAAUAGCAUGGCAAAAAGAUGGUAAACCAUUAUCCAGCUCUACUCGUGUUACUGUUGCUCCAUAUGGCUACAUCAAGAUCCAUCACUUAAAUCCUUCUGAUAUUGGAAGCUACACAUGUGUGGCUGGAACAGCAACUGAACAUUUUGUCAUUAAGCUUAUUGGGAACAAUAACAAACUCCUGGUCUCUCCUUCUCUACUCUUAGAUGAGGACACACCUGGGAAGGACAGUCUCAAUGAAUCUUUAAGCCCAAAAGAGAAGAACUUUCGCAAACGCCUAUCCAAUGGAAGUGUACCAGAGAAACAUGAUCUUUUCUUGGACCAGAGCAGUCAAUAUGAUCACAUUAUCUCAAAACUUCUUGAUAUGAAAGCUGUAUCCAAGGAAAACCUGGAUUCUCCAGAGUUGCAGGAUUCAAAAGAGAGAAACAUGUCAUCAGAAGAAGAUCAUAGCUUGGAAUCUGUAAGCCCUUUAACCAUCACAACAGAGCAGAGAAGACUGGAUGAUAUUAUAAGGAAUCUAUCAAAGCAGCCAGAAGAAUUCAAAGAUAUCUACACUGAAAGAUUAAUUGCACAGCUGAUGUCUGAAAUUUUAAAAAGCAGCAUGGAAAAUAGAGAAGCCAGUUCAAAGCUUGAUAAACCACGAACUAACUAUUUUUCUAUAAAAUCACCAUCGCAUAAAUCAGAUUCUAAACACACAUUACCCGUUAAAACAUCUAAACAUUCUGAUUUGACAAAUUUGACCCAUUCUACAAGACUGCCUAGUAAACAUUAUAGAGGACCAGUGAUUCUCCAGAAAACACCUGCUGCUCAGCCAGGAGCAUCACUGGAGAUCGUUGUUUAUGUGGGACAAACAGUGAUGCUUGGAACCUGGACAUUGAGUCUAAUUAUAAACUGUGAAGCAGUGGGAAGUCCCGAACCAGUUAUAAGUUGGACCAAAAAUGGAGAAAAAAUAAAAUACAGCAGCAGGAUUAAUUUCCUUCCAGAUAACUCCUUGCAGAUCUUGGCACCUAGUGGGGAAGAUGUUGGUUUCUACUCUUGCAAUGCAUCAAACAACUUUGGUUCAAGCACAUUAUCCACUGCAGUCACCUUAGCAGGAAAACCUGUGAUAAAAACUUCAAGAGCUGUUACAGUGAAUCUUUACUCACUCUCAUCCUCUGUGGAUGUCGGCAGUGUGAUGAAAACUAUUCCAGGGGUCAAUAUUACAAUCAGAUGUUUUGCAAAAGGUGUACCUGAUCCUGAAAUUACCUGGUUUAAGAACAAAGCUCGGUUAUCUCAUCACGGUGCAGCAUUACUAAUCAACAAUGCUGAAAUGUCAGACCAAGGACUGUACUCCUGCCAGGCAGCAAACAUACAAGGGAAGGUGCUGGCUAAUACACAGCUGCUAAUACUUGAUCCUUUGCAGACACUUUUGGCAUUUGCAGAUUUGGGGACAGUAUUGUCAUCCCCAGGACCAACUGUCCACUCGGUCCUUGCAACUACCUCUGGAACUAGACUACAGCUGAAUUCUGGGAGUUCUGUGUUAAUUGGUUGUCCCUUGCCUGAUCGCUCAACAUCCAACAUCACCUGGUUUCACAAUGGGAAACUUGUACAGCGGAUGCCCAGGCUGAGGUACCAGCUCAUGGCAGCAGGCCAAAUCUUCCAGCUACGGAAUAUCACAAAAGGUCAUCAGGGCGAAAUCAGUUGUCUAACUCAAUCUGGAUUAGGCUCGCUUUUGAGAAAAACAGUGCUAGAGGUGAAAGAUUAUCAGUGGUCACUUGGCAGCCUGUCUGUAUGUUCAGCUCCUUGUGGAAAUAAAGGAGUCCAGUACCCGAAUGUGAAGUGCUUGCUAGAGAAUGUGGAAGUCAAUGUGUCACACUGCAUGGCAAAGGCAAAACCAGCAUCACAGCCUAUCCUAUGCAACAGAAAAGACUGUUCACCAAGAUGGAUGGUUACACACUGGUCACAGUGCAGCCAAAGCUGUGGAGAUGAAGGCAUACAUCGGCGGCGAGUAACUUGUCAGAAAGUGACAGCAACAGGGGUGGUCAUGAGCCUACCAGACAGCAGUUGUGCACAGAUAGUGCGACGCCCCCUAGAUACUCAAAGCUGUAACAGAAAGCCAUGUGGAGAGUGGAGCGGUUCAGCAUGGGGUCAGUGCAUUGGACAGUGUAUAGGACCAAGACUGGCUACACAACAACGACAGGUCUUCUGCCAGGCAAAGAAUGGGACUGUAUUAUCUUCAGAGCACUGCAGCAGUCUACCAAGGCCAUCAAGUACACAGAACUGUUCAAAAGAAAGCUGCAACACUCAGUGGAGAAUUAGCACGUGGACUCAGUGCACAGCUACCUGUGGAACCUAUGGUUUCCAGUCUAGACGAGUUGACUGUGUGAAUCUUCGCCUUAACAAGAGUGUCCGUGAACAACUCUGUUCCUGGAAGCCAAGACCUGUAAACUGGCAACGUUGUAACAUAACACCCUGUGAAAAUGUGGAAUGCAGAGAUACAACAAGAUACUGUGAGAAGGUGAAACAGCUAAAACUCUGCCAGCUUUCCCAGUUUAAACUGCGCUGCUGUGAAUCCUGUCAGGAUGCAUGAAGAAAGAAGGUGGCCUAGAAGGAGAUAAGGACUCCUUACACUUGACAAAACUUUGUUCCACAGCACUGGAAGAAAAAAAUGCAGACUUUUUUUGCAAUGAGAAAGAGAUACGCCACAACUGAAAACAUAUCACAGAUAUAUAGUUUUUGGUGUUGGCAUUAAAAGCUUUAGACUUUAUUAGAUAAGUGGAAAGACACAUUUAUUUCAGUGAAAGCAGCUGCAAAUAUGAAAAGACUAAAGGCUUUUGAAGUCAUUCAGAUUUUAAUAAACUAGAUAAGGACAGAAAAGCCUUGAAAAAGACUUAUGUAUUUAAUACUAGACUUUACUGGAUUUCCAAUUCCACUACGAUAUGGAUCUGAAAUUGAAGAGCCUCUUCACAAAUGUGAUACAAGAAUGUUUUCAAGAAUGAGUCAACCAGAAGUCAAAAAGAAUAAAAAUGCAGUAUUAUAAAAAUAAGAGAUGCUAAUAUAAACAAGAAAGAAAAAAAUAGAGAAACAAUAGUCUGCCAUGGAUCCGUAUCACAAACUGGUGAAUACUUUUCUGUUCAGCAAAUAUAUAUAUGCAGCUUCUGAUUAAGAAGGCAGCACUGCCAGCAACAAGAAUGUACCGAAGAAUAAGGCAAGACAGUAAAGUGACUGUAUGAACUGCCUACAAAAGUUCCAGUUGUAAAAGAUGCAUUUUGCGUGUUAUGGAUGGAUGGAUGUAUAUAUAUGCAUGUAUAAAUUGAAAUCAUGGAUCAGAAAUGGCCAGUGUGCAGGGCAACUAAGAGUCAAGAAAGGGGCAGUAUAUGAAGUCUCAUUCUAUAGCACAUUGAAGAACAGUGAAUCCUAAACUGUGCUUAGUGUGCAUGUAUGCACACAAAUAUGGAGCGUCUCUGUUAAAUCUAACUUGUACAGUUGUCAAAUCUCUUAACAGGCACUUUACUAAGAAAUCUCAUAUACAGGAAACUGUCAUUGAUUUUUUACAUUUACUGAUUACCAGAUUAGUUCAGUUCAUGAUCACAAGGUAGCCAGAGCCUACCUUAGAAAUCAAGUUGGUGUAAAGCAGAGAUGCAUUUCUCACAGAUAGGACACCAGUUUAUUGCAGGACACACAUCAUGUGCACUCAAAUAAACACACUCACUCACAUGGCAUGCACAUCUCGAGGUAGUUUGAGAAUUGUAAGUUCACCUAUGGCAUAUCUUUGAGAUAAAUAAAAAGACAUAAAUUGCCCAUAGACACAGGGGGAAGAUGAGGAGAUUCCACAGAGAAAGCACCCCCAACUAACAUCCAAACUGGAGUCACAAGUGCAGUGAGGAGGUAAUGCUAUCCACUGCAUGAGUGUGACUCCUCCCUUUUUAUCACUGCUUUACUAAUUUUGAAAACAUUACAGCAUUCACAAACUCAUUUGUGACUCAAGUUUGUGUCUGAAACCAUGAAAAUCAUAUUCAUUUCCCUGUGUCUUGCCACUGUUUUAUUCAUAGAAUCAUAGGACAUUACUAGGCUAUUGGUCCUGAGGUCCUUACAAGCCUAGCCAAGAAUUUAUCCCAUGUUCCAACAAGGCUGCACCCUAUGCCACUGUCAAGCAGGGACACAGGUGGAAUCCCAGGGGUGUAGUUUCUGUUCCCCAUCCAGUUAUCCGGGUUGCGCUUCAAAAGAGUUAAUGAGGUACUUUGCUUUACGUGGAGAGGGAGACUAUUCCUCAAAACAGGGAGUCUCUUGGACACAAAUCUAUCCAGCCAGUAUUGAAUUAUGCAUUCAUGUAGUAAUAUCAAUUCACUUUUGGCUAACAAGAAAAGGAUAGUAUCAUCUCACCUAAAGUGAUAUGUAUAAAAUGGCAGAAUAUGACACACUAUGUUGGUAAGGCAGUGCUGAUUCAGCACUAGGGAAAUGUGCAAGAGUUUGAUUCAUUUGCACAUUCAGGUGUGAAUUCUUUCUCCUGACUGUCACAGGCCCAUAUCCCUACCAGUAAGACACUAACCCUGACCUCAUGAAAUGUGUUGUCACACACUGGGGAGGAGGUCAGUGUUGAAGAACCUAAAUGCCCAUAGGAAGUCAGUGUGUGGAUAGCAUGCUUUUCUACCUUCUGUUGUACACUCCUUCCUUAUAGCUUUCUGUAAUGGAAAAUAAUAGUAAGGACUGGAGUCAGAGUUCUAAGGCCAAGAACAAGAGUCGAAAAAAACACCUGAUCUUUAGUCAGGGCUAGAUGUCACUUGUCUAGUUCAUCAUUCUACAAAACAUGUUCAAAACUGGACUUCUUCAGCUUAGCACUGCCUGGCACACUGCAGAGGUCUGAUCACCUACAUGGAAAUGAGAAAUGUUUUGGGAGUUAUUCUAAUUAAUGUCGUAUAGGUACCACACCUUCGCACAUUUAUAGUGAUAAAGACUCAACCACAGAAGAGAAGCAAUAAUAAACUGUGCAGGAUUUAAAAUGUGGGGAUUUAUAUCUGCUUAACUUUCAUAAUAAUUUAAUUUACUGAAGUCUAAUGAAUCAUAGGUUCAUAGGUGUAUCCAAUAACAACCACUGAGGCCUUUAUAAACCUAGUGAAGCAUCCCAAAUGUGUCCAACAAGUUUAUGCGCUGGCCUUUGUAACUCUAGCCAUGCUUCCCAAAUGUAUCAUGCAAGUUUUUGAGUCUUGGAGGUUAUUUUAAUGAGUAUAUGUAAGCUAGGACAAGAUUUACAUGCUACACCUGUCAUUAGAGACAUAGAUACUAGACCCAGUGUAUAUGACUUCCCAUCUACUGAUCUAGGUUCUCUUGAAUAGGGUUAGGGAAGACCUCUGAUUCACAUACCUGUCCAUCCAAGAAGUCCUAUUCAUGUUGAAAGCAAAGUUUAAACCCCUAGAUCAAGUAAUUCUGAUACUGUUCAUUUUGCAGAUAUGCAAAAAGUCCAUCAGCAUGGGAUCCAAGGUUGCCUUGUAUACCAGUCAUAGAUCACCUGUCAACAAUCUGUAAGAAAUAGAAUAUAGACAUAGGGUUUUGAGGCAAUCUGCAUAGGACAUGCUGUGUACAGUCUAUAUUCUUUUUGUGAGAAACCUGAGUGGACAUUGCAGUAAUUGCAUGUACCUGGUCAGGUAGAUGCCGAAGGGGGUGUGUACUCAGUGAUGGGUCUGAUGAGGGCCGAAUCCAAUGGAAUGAUGGCUUCCUUUAACCUAGAUGUCAUGCCCUUGCUUGAGCAACAUAGAAAGAUUUCUUUACCACCUUAGACAUAUACGUAUGAAAUCUAUGGAAGAUGGAUGACUUUAGCCAGCAGAAUUUUAGCAGCUUUUUUAGUAGUGACCUAGUUUGCUAGCAUAGGUAAAACUCAGCAUGGCUGGUAAACAGCUCCUUGUUUCUACAAUACUGAUUUGUAUCUACAAUGCGGUACAUAUUUCUUAUACAGUCUAUGGUAUCCAUACAUCAGAGUCAUUGUUAAACACAUUCUUUGCUUCAAAACACUGUGCUUCUUUUUUGUGGACAGAAGUAGUAUGAAAAUUAGUGCCAAAGAGGUCUAUGUAAGACAAUGAGCUCCUAAUUUUCUAAAGUGUACCAAGAUCCAGUCCAAAAUGGAAUGUUAGACACCUGACCAUAAUGAUUGCCUUCACAUUUAAUAUGCUAUAUAGAACUUUGACUCCUGAGAAACAGAAGGUCACAAGGAAGUAAGAUUUUAUGUGCAAAGGUUGUGUUUUGCCUCAGUGGUCUGAGAAUAGCUGUACUACAUAACAAAAUAAGUUUGUUUUUUUUAACCAAGAGAUGUCUUCCAUUUGGAAAAGAGCAUCUGAUCAGGCACGGAGACAAAAAGGAAAAUUCACCUGGCACUUCUAGAGAAAGUCACAGUUUCUAAAGCAAUAUGCACUAAUUAGCUCAUGAAAGUACUAAAAUACUCCCUUGAAAGAAGGGAGAAUUACUAAAAUGCUCCCUUGAAAGAAGGGAGAAUUAACCUUCUGGUAACUCAUUCAGUGACUUUUGCAAAGGGAGCAAGAGAUAAUGAAUUAGAAAUCCAUCUAUAGCUGUCUAUUUAAUGUUAAAUGUCAUUCAUCUUGUACUCUCUUUAGGUACCCAGGUGAAGUGACAGCAAUGGAUAGCUGGUCACUUCUGCAUCAAUAUGUUGCUCAUGUAAUGAGGCAUUUAUAUUGACAUUCCCUUACCCAGCUCCUGGAGAGUGGAGAGCUACUACCAUCUGCCACUGUGUCCUCCCUUCCCCGGUCAGCUGUGUAGAAACCAGGCAACUAGUCAAACACUGGUCACAUGUGGCACAUAUUAUUGUUUUGUCUCUAUAUUUUCAGACAUGCAUCUUGUCCAUCUAAUACUCCCUGACUGCUCAGAUGCCACCUAGUGCAUGCUUCCUGCUCUCCUCAAAAUAUUAGAGCUCUGUGUAUCAAGCUAGCAAAACUGUGGGCAUCAAGAUGUGAAGGAAGUCCUGGUAUCUUGGCUGUUCUAGUGAACUGUACAUCUAAUUGGAAUUUCUGAUAUUGAAAUCUGAAAACAGAUAGCAAACAAUGAUCCAGAACCAAACUCCAAAACAACUCCUUAUAAGAGUGUGUGGGGAGAGUAUUAACUUUGUAAAAGAACACAUUUCAUGGACUCAGUUCUCUCAGAACUUUGAUAAGGGCAUAUUGAUAGAAAUCCUUUAAUUCAUGCUUGGUACAAGCGUAGAGAACAUUACUACAAUCAUUUAGCUAAAUCUAGUUACUGUCAGCAAAUGCAGAGGAACCCAAUACUGUGAUAGCUCACCUCAUGUUUCCCUCCUUGCAGAAAUGGGCUGUGAUAUCUCAGAGGUGACUAUAACCUUCUAUCCAUUGGCUGGUGCAGUCAUAGUUGCUUCCCUGCCAUAGCAAAAGCGUUUCUCCUCAUUGGUGCUUGAGACAUCUUAUAAAAUUUGAUUUCUUAUCCUUGUGUAAUUAAAAAAUGAGUCCAUUUACCUCCUGCUUAUCUUUCUAAAAUGUAUAUCUGGCAGAGGAUAUAAAAAGGAGUCUCAAUUUAAAACCAAUAUACCACCAUCUUUGAAGGAGGGAGGAAUGGGGAGGAACCAGCACAAGUCAAUAUUGCUUGGAUAUACUUGACCUAUAGAAAGACUAAAGGUUGCUGUCCUGAACUCACUAACAGAUUUACACCUUCAUGCCAAUAUAUAAGAGCUGGGAUGCCACUUUAAUAGUUGAAAGAUUUCUAACUUGCUAUACCUGAUACAUUUAAUACCUACAAGAGGUUCAGAAGAUCUGAUAAAUUAUUUGGAUAAAGUUAGUUCUUCUAGUCUUCCAGGACUAAUAGCCAUGUCAUCUGACAGGCUGCAACAUAUAUACAAUCUCACACACCUGUCAACCAUCUGCAUAUAUCAACAAACCCGCAUUUACACCAAAUACAG
Messenger RNA from Protopterus annectens (West African lungfish), 10760 nucleotides. It is a transcript of the gene ADAMTSL1, whose product is annotated as ADAMTS like 1. Gene Ontology annotation, cellular component: extracellular matrix. Gene Ontology annotation, biological process: extracellular matrix organization. Gene Ontology annotation, molecular function: metalloendopeptidase activity. NCBI's taxonomy places the organism in Eukaryota, Metazoa, Chordata, Ceratodontiformes, Protopteridae. Bases 147 to 5441 code for a protein of 1764 amino acids. The record is from RefSeq and is a predicted model, not a curated record. The transcript is spliced from 29 exons.